Paramuricea clavata is the source of this 1834-nucleotide messenger RNA. The record is from the annotation of a GenBank genome assembly. Lineage: Eukaryota; Metazoa; Cnidaria; Anthozoa; Malacalcyonacea; Plexauridae.
AUGGCUGAAGCUUCUGCUCCUCUUGAUCUCUCAACAUAUCAAGAUGACCCUUGCUGUCCCUUGCCAACUGGAAGGCCCGGCAGCAAGGGAUCACGUAAUAAGCAAAGGACCUUGCCGGCCUAGAAUCAUAUCUUUCCUGUGGAUAAGCGUAAUCGUAAGUUUCUAGUGUCGUGGCACGAAAAAUUCGAUUGGCUCGAGUAUUCAGUAUCAUUAGACAAAGCGUUUUGUUUCGUCUGCAGAGUGUGCAACGCACAGGUGAGUUGUUUUAAGUAUUUUGUAUUAUUUGCGUUUUCAUUCUCGUUAAGAUAUAACUUUGUUACUUAAAUUGCCUGAAUUGUAAACUUGAGCUACUAAAUGUUUAUUAUCUAUCGUACUUAUCAUAUUUUUUGCACUUUUGCAGGUCUCAUUAAGAAGCGAGCCAACAUUUAUCAAGACUGGAUUUUCCAAUUGGAAGAAAGUUGAAAAUCUUUCAAAGCACGAGAAAUCAGAUUGCCACAAGCAUUCAUUGCAAGCGUAUCGUCACUGGAAAUCACAGAAGCCAGUAGAUCAUCAGAUGAGCGAAGAAGCUGAGAGGCAAGAGAGUUAUCGUCAACAAAAUGUACGUCCCUCUAAUAUUUGCUGAUGGAAAACAACUAGCUUGCAUUUAUAAUGUCACUAUAAGAGCCAAAAACAAAGUCAGAAAAAAAAUAAAUUUUUUCUUUAGGUGAAAAAAAAUCGAACUAUUAUUGGAAAAAUUAUUGAUCUUGUGCGACUGUUGGGCAAGCUGAAUUUACCCUUCAGAGGGCAUCGUGAGGAUGAAUCCUCGCUGAACAAAGGUGUUCAAAAGAAUUUCUAGCACAUGUAGCGAAGUCUGACUCAAUUAUCCAUAACCAUCUAAGUAGUUCUGCAGGUAAUUUAAAUUAUAGCUUUUUUUCAUACACCUGAAUGUUUAAUUUUCUUGAAGUCGAAGAAAACAGUUGUUUUUUUACUUUUGAACACUUACAAAAAGAUUGAAACAAUUAAAAAAUAAACAGUGAACAGUGAUAUCUUUUGAUCAAUGAUAUUGCUAUAUUUUUUCCAUUCAAAAGCAAGAAAAUUGAUAGAUAUUUUGUAGUUAUUUCAAUUACAUGCACGCAAGUUUUAAUAUACAUAUUUUUUAUCGUUUUUAGACAACGCUAGAUAUACCAGUCCAGAAAUCCAAAAUCAGAUGAUUGAGAUAGUUGGUUCAUCCAUUGUAAAUGAAAUUAUACGCCGUGUCAAAGAAGCAGAGCUCUAUGCAAUCAUGGCUGAUGAAACACCUGACAAUAGCAAAACGGAACAGUUGUCUCUACUAAUCCGGUAUGUUUGGAAUGGAACGGUCGAGGAACGCCUUAUAGCAGUUGAACCCAUGGAGGAAACAGCAGCUGAAGCUCUAUUCAAUACAGUCCAACGCAAGUUGCAGCAAUGUGGAAUAGAAGUUGCUAACAUGCGCGUGCAGUGUUAUGACGGUGCAAGUAACGUGUCCGGGAUCCACACUGGACUGCAAGCGCGUAUCAAAGAGCUUUCACCAUCAGCGCUUUACACGCACUGCUACGCUCAUGUCUUGAAUCUAGUGAUCGUAGACACCAUGACGAACAACACAGUAGCAAAAGACUUCUUUGGAACGCUGCAAAAUUUAUAUGUGUUUAUUGAAUCUUGCCCGAAACGACAUGCUGUGUAUCUGAAACACCAAAGAGAGUUCAAUGCUGCCGUUGAAGGAACAAACAAGCGGGAAUAUGUCCUCAAGAAGUUGUCAGAUACCAGAUGGGCGUGUCGGGCGGACAGCAUCACAGCAAUCUAUAACACAUUCGAAGCGGUAAUCGCAACUCUAAAGGAG